AGUGCAUUAAGUGCAUUCAAGUGCAGGACCCAAAGGUACCUAACAUUAUGUACUUUACAUACCUAUGCGCAUGAAAUGUUUAAUAAGAACCAAGUCUGGUAUGUGCAUAUGGAAACUUUUAGCAGUAGAUAUUUCCAUAUUUUUCAACGCCUCGUCGUUUUGCACCCACUGGGCUGCAACACAUCAACUUUACACUCCCCCCCCCCCCUCAUCACUAGACUCGAGCCUUUUCUCUAGUCUACUAGAAUCUUUUCAACUGCGUCGUGUAGUCUUUUGUGCUUUCUCGGUUGAGAGUUUGUCUUAACGGUGGCGCCUACGAUUCCUUGUUGACCGCAGAUAAACCGGUACCCAACAGCAUUUUUGUUGUCGGCGAUAGCAUCACAAAUUGAGCAGAAAGAGAUCAAAUAUUCUCUCUAAUUCUGUCAUUGUUAACGCUAAUAGAGAGAGCUUAACAUCUCUAAAAAUGGCUGCUCUAGGAGACGACCUGUUACGGAUUGUUAACCAGCUACAGGACCUGGUCUUUAAUACAAUCGGUACAGACUCCCUCGACCUACCUCAGAUUGUUGUCGUCGGUUCGCAAUCAGCUGGCAAGUCUUCGGUACUUGAGAAUAUUGUUGGCCGCGAUUUUUUGCCCCGAGGAAGUGGCAUUGUAACACGUCGUCCGUUAAUUUUGCAAUUAAUCAACGUUGAAGAGGACCCGUCCGAACCAGAUCUACAGGCCGCUUACAAGAGUCCCACUCAAGCACGCCGCUCAGAGUGGGCUGAGUUCCAUCAUACACCCGGUCGAAGGUUUACCGACUUUGCAGAUGUCAAGCGUGAGAUUGAAAAUGAGACCUCUCGUGUUGCCGGCAAUAAUAAGGGCAUCAACAGACAACCCAUCAAUCUAAAAAUUUAUUCUCCCCACGUUCUUAACUUAACUCUAGUUGAUCUGCCAGGUCUCACCAAGGUUCCCAUCGGUGAUCAACCAGCCGAUAUUGAGAAGCAGACUCGAACCCUCAUUUCUGAAUACAUUGCCAAGCCCAACAGUAUCAUUCUCGCCGUCUCCCCCGCAAACGUCGACAUUGUUAACUCGGAAGCUUUAAAACUUGCCAGACAUGUUGAUCCUUUGGGCCGUCGGACGAUCGGUGUUCUCACCAAGGUAGACUUGAUGGAUCACGGUACAAAUGCAUUAGAUAUCUUGUCCGGCCGAGUGUACCCAUUAAAGUUGGGCUUUAUCGGUGUGGUCAAUCGAUCACAGCAAGAUAUUCAGGGCAAUCGACCCAUGGAAGAUGCUCUUAAGGCAGAGUCGGAAUUUUUCCGACACCACCCUGCCUACCGAACGAUCUCUAUGCGAUGCGGAACCCAAUAUCUAGCCAAGACCCUUAACCAGACUCUGAUGGCACACAUUCGGGAGCGGCUACCAGACAUCAAGGCGCGCCUUAACACGCUGAUGGGCCAAACUCAACAGGAACUUGCAAGCUAUGGAGAUAUGCAUUUUAGCGGAAAGGAGCACCGAGGGUCUAUGAUUCUUCAGCUUAUGACUCGAUUUGCUACUUCUUUCAUUUCGUCCAUCGACGGUACCUCGACAGAUAUAUCGACCAAGGAGCUGUCUGGAGGCGCGCGGAUUUACUACAUUUUCAACUCGGUCUUUGGUAGUGCAUUGGAGACAAUCGAUCCUACCUCCAAUCUUUCUGCUCUCGAUAUCAGAACAGCCAUCCGCAACUCGACUGGUCCUCGACCAAGCUUAUUUGUGCCGGAAAUGGCCUUUGACCUACUAGUCAAACCUCAAAUCAAGCUGCUAGAGCUCCCCAGUCAACGCUGCGUCGAGUUGGUUUAUGAAGAGUUGAUUAAGAUAUGCCACACAUGCGGUUCGACUGAGCUCUCCCGGUAUCCCAGACUUCAGGCCAAGCUUAUUGAGGUUGUAUCGGAUCUCCUGAGAGAGCGAUUGGGACCGUCGUCGUCCUACGUCGAAUCCCUUAUUGCUAUCCAACGGGCUUACAUCAAUACAAACCACCCUAAUUUCUUAGGGGCAGCGGCGGCCAUGAGCCACGUGGUCAGCAAUAAACAAGAGCGCGAGAGGAAGAAGUUAAUCCAGGAAGAAAGAGACCGCCGAGAAAAGAAGCGGUUGAAGGAAUUUGGAACAAAUGGCACCGAGACACCAAACGAAGAGGAAGGUCCUGAACACGAUAGGACUGAAGCUUCACAAACGCGAAAGCCAGCCGGAGUAGGAUCACGGAGCAUGUCACCUGUUGUCCGUGAGAACGGGACUUCCAGUAUUGCCGCCGCCAUGAAUGGCACGCGCUCGGACUCGCCUAACCGGUUCAAUCAGCAGGCGAUUGGAACUGCUCGCGAUUCGUUCUUGACCUACUUCUUUGGAAAGGAUGGUCAACCAAUCCAAGGUUCCGGGCCUGGAGCUCCUUCUGCACUUCCGCGCCAUGUCAGCCAGGGCGUGGAACCCACUUUCAGUCAAAGUAUUAGACGUAGUGAAGACAAAUUAACGCAUCGACCGGCGUUGUCCUCGUCGUUAGCCCGCGAGGAGCUUGAGAGCCCGAAAGCUGCCGGGUUUGGUUUUGGGCCGCAGUCGGGCGAUGUGGAACCGGCCUUAAGCGAUCGAGAGGCAAUGGAGACGGAGCUAAUCCGCGCACUUAUUUCCUCGUAUUUUAACAUUGUCCGCGAGUCUAUCGCUGAUCAAGUGCCCAAAGCCGUUAUGCAUUUGCUCGUCAAUCACUGCAAAGACGUGGUGCAAAACAGGCUUGUCAGUGAACUCUACAAGGAAUCUCUAUUUGAGGAACUCCUUUACGAAGACGACGGUGUCAAGAAGGAGCGCGAGAAAUGCGAGAAGCUACUGCAAACCUACCGGGAAGCAGCUAAAAUCAUUGGAGAAGUGUUAUAAUAGGGCACAUCCGAAGGCCCACCACACUACCUCCACCACCACCACCAUCUUGUACUAGAAAUCGGAACCAUCUCCACCUGGCAAAAAAAAAAAAAGAGGUUUAGGUUUUCCACGUAGAAGAGAAGAAUGCGAUAUCUAACUUGCCCUGUCAUCUCAUCUGUACAAUUAGACUGGGGAAUGGCCAAAAAGAAAAAAAAGCUAAGUUGGCCUGCCUUCGCCCACGUUCUCACGCACACUCUCUCGCAGGGUUACUAGUCUCUAGUUGCUUAUUCGUUCGGUGUGUUCUUUCUUAGUAUGCACGGACGGGGGGGUCAAGGUCGGGAAACACUUUUGAGGCAAACAAAUUUUGUACAUACAACGCAGACUAUGCUCCUCUUCCACCUUUUUUUU
Molecule: messenger RNA, 3262 nt
Organism: Daldinia caldariorum
Lineage: Eukaryota; Fungi; Ascomycota; Sordariomycetes; Xylariales; Hypoxylaceae
Product: Dynamin central region-domain-containing protein
Exons: 4
Coding region: 464-2872 (802 amino acids)
Biological process (GO): peroxisome fission; mitochondrial fission
Cellular component (GO): peroxisome; microtubule; mitochondrion
Molecular function (GO): GTP binding; GTPase activity; microtubule binding
Source: RefSeq, a predicted model, not a curated record